UGUAAAAAUAAACCCGGAAGUCAGACUUAGCCAUAGCCACUGUUGUAGUUAUUUAUUGGCGGUUAUUGGUGUUUUGCGUGUUUUCCUGUAAUUUCACUUUUAUCUACAUAAUAGCACUAGUAAAGAAAAACUGACACAGAUUAAGACAUUGCUACUUCACAUUCAUACAGUAGCUCGUAAGUUAGCUAGCUAACCUAACCAGAUCCGAAGCAGAUAACGUUAGCAAGCUAGGCUAACGUAACGUUAGUUAGCUGAACGUUAUAUUUUGUUGUGUAUAUGGUCUCAGAGGAUAAAAGAUAGCCAUCGUAAUGUCUCUUAGCGCCGUUCACGGAACUCUGUCGAGCCUGAAGUCAUGUCAGGCAGACAUCGGGACGGGGAUGGACAUAGUGACAGAUGUGGCUAUGGACCUGGCGGAAGCACAGGAUGAAGAGGUGAACCCUGGCAUCAAAGAGAUGGAGGCCAUGAUUCUGGAGUGUGCCAGGCUGGACAGGGAGAUUAACUACUUUGUUGACGUUGUGCAACAAGUCACAGCAGAGGUUACUACACAGCAGCCAGAGGCCAUGUUCAGCCUGUCUGCCAAAGUGAAGGAGCAGUUCACAGAGAGAAUAACCAGGCUCUCUGAUGCUGAUCUGCACAAUCACCAGAAAGUAGUAGCCUUCAAGGACAGCAUCAAGAACUCUCUCAACCAAGCCAACCAAGAGUCAGCAGAGAACAUGGAGGAGCUCGAUGAGGACAUCGCUGUUACACAGAGCCAAGUCAACUUCACCUGCCCACUCACACAGGUGGACAUGGUGAAUCCGGUGAAGAAUAAGAAGUGUAACCACCACUAUGAUGAAGUAGCCAUACUGGGCCUGAUCAAAACAAGACACAGCCAGAAAAAGAAAUGCCGCUGUCCUGUGGUGGGCUGUGGGAACACAGAUGUGAGAGAGUCAGAUCUGAUUCCUGACCAGAUGCUGAGGAGAAAGAUCCAGAGCCAAAAGAGACAGGGCAACCGGACAUAGUACUCUACACAUUUUUAUUGGCAGAAUCAUUCAUCAUAAAACCUGUGCUUUGGUAAUUAUUUCUGUAUCAAGAAAGGAAUAUGUUGUUGGCGGUAUUUUGAGACAGUUGUUUUCAUCAGUACUGUUUGUGCUUUGAUUCCGAGAUUUGUACCUCAGGCAAACUCUGCUGUCAAGUUAAAUUAGAAUUUAAGACGCGAUGACUUGUUUGUAUUUUAGCUGGAGCAUUUUGGUGUACUCCAGUCUUGUUGAAUGUAAAUAAAAGCUGCAGACCUUUUCAUGAA
Molecule: messenger RNA, 1282 nt
Organism: Siniperca chuatsi (mandarin fish)
Lineage: Eukaryota; Metazoa; Chordata; Actinopteri; Centrarchiformes; Sinipercidae
Gene: nsmce2
Product: NSE2 (MMS21) homolog, SMC5-SMC6 complex SUMO ligase
Exons: 6
Coding region: 309-1001 (230 amino acids)
Biological process (GO): protein sumoylation; double-strand break repair via homologous recombination
Cellular component (GO): Smc5-Smc6 complex; nucleus
Molecular function (GO): SUMO ligase activity; zinc ion binding
Source: RefSeq, a predicted model, not a curated record